Glossina fuscipes is the source of this 2219-nucleotide messenger RNA. RefSeq names its product putative tricarboxylate transport protein, mitochondrial. Bases 847 to 1803 code for a protein of 318 amino acids. The record is from RefSeq and is a predicted model, not a curated record. Lineage: Eukaryota; Metazoa; Arthropoda; Insecta; Diptera; Glossinidae. Gene Ontology annotation, biological process: mitochondrial citrate transmembrane transport. The transcript has 3 exons.
AAAAAUUUAUAUUAAUUAAAAGUAGUCAAGCAAUAAUUCAUAAUUUGUGUUUUAAAAGCUUCGUACAAGCUUGUCUCGGUAACCGUAUGCAAAAAAGUCUGACAUGUGGACAAUUUUCAUACUUUCCACUCAUUGCAUUCUUAUAACUUAAAAAAAAAAAAGCAUUUAAACUGCUACUUAGCUAAUUAAUUCUUGUACAAGAAGUCAAGGGCCGUGCGCAUUUAAUAAGUACCGUCAUUUAUGUACAUGUCGCGCAUCUUAUUUCAUUCUAUGUACGUCGAUUUUGCACAAUUCCAAAAUAAUACCGUCAAUAUUUAGCUUGCAUUAAUCCUUUAAAAUGUCAUCUUUGCCAUUGUCGUUUCGUAAAAGAUCUAAGAUAUUUCAAGGGGAUAUUUAAGGGACUGUACGCAUCGCUCUAUUUAAAAGAAAAAAGAGUUAACAGGUUCUCAAGCAAGUCGACUGAGAACGCGUAGAGAAAGGUUUAGGCAAUUCGUAGAUACAUGGACUCAUGUCAUAGCUGGAUUAACAUUGUGUCACGAGCUGGUGAAGCAAAAAUGCAGACUACAUGCAACUGAUUUCUCAUUGAGAAUGCAUUAAACGCCUUUCAUUUUUUUUGUACCGUAUUGAAAAUAUGGAAAUUGAAGGUUAUCUAGAACUCGUUAACAUUAGUCAAACAAAAUUCUAGACCACGAUGACGAACUUUAAAAAAAACAGAUUUGAAUUUAAUAAUAUCUCCAUCAGUUUAUAUAUCUGUAUUUGUAUUUGUGGAUUUAUCUAAACAGAUAUCCAAAUUGUUGUCGGACCUUUUGUAAUUAAAUGUCAUAAGUUCUUGUCCUGGCGAGGAAAAUGGAUGGUCCCUGCAUUAAAGCUUUUGUAAAUCCUUUCGGUCAACGUCCAUGGAUGACACGAGAAGGUGCUGCUGCUGCACCCUCCGGCGGUAGUAAAGGCUUAAAGGGCAUUAUAGCCGGUGGCAUUACCGGUGGCCUCGAAAUCUUAAUCACCUAUCCGACGGAAUAUGUUAAGACACACUUGCAAUUAGACGAGAAAGGUGCCGCUAAGAAAUACACUGGUGUUAUUGAUUGUGUUAAAAAGACCGUUCAACAACGUGGCUUCUUUGGCCUAUACAGAGGUUUAAGUGUUCUAUUAUAUGGCAGUAUACCGAAGUCCGCGUGUAGAUUUGGCGCUUUCGAACAGAUCAAAUAUUUUUUGGUUGACGAAAAUAAUCAGUUAAGCAGUGCAAGCAAAUUGUUAGCUGGUUUGGGUGCGGGCGUUUGCGAAGCCAUUGUUGCUGUAACGCCCAUGGAGACUAUUAAAGUGAAAUUUAUUAAUGAUCAACGUAGCGAGAAUCCUAAAUUCAAGGGAUUCUUUCAUGGAGUUGGUACCAUUGUUAAAACAGAAGGCUUUGGUGGUAUUUAUAAGGGUUUGACGCCUACUAUUUUGAAGCAGGGUUCUAAUCAGGCAAUACGUUUCUUUGUUAUGGAAACUCUGAAAGAUUUAUAUAAACGUGGAGAUUCAGAGAAGAAAGUGCCAACCCUUUUGGUAGGUGUGUUUGGUGUUGUAGCUGGGGCUGCUUCAGUAUUCGGCAAUACACCGUUAGAUGUAGUGAAGACACGCAUGCAAGGCUUGGAAGCGGCAAAGUACAAAGGUACGGUGGAUUGUAUAGUAAAAAUUUGGCAAAAGGAAGGUCCAUUCGCCUUUUAUAAGGGGACUGUGCCUCGUCUGGGGCGCGUAUGCCUUGAUGUAGCCAUAACCUUUAUGAUUUAUGAUAGCUUUAUGGAAUUAUUUAAUAAAAUUUGGAAAUAACCAAUCAUUUUGAUUGAUUAGCCAAUUAUUUGGUUAACAGCAGGACAGAAAUUUGAUCGCAUAAAAACUUUACCUUUCCGCUCGUUUAAUUCGUAUAGGUAGACAUCCGUAAAUCAGAAUCAUUAUUCCAUUUACCAGUCUUGCAUGAUAGAUUUUGUCUUGCGCAUUAUAUUUACAUCUACAUUUUCUAAAAAUGAAUGUAUGUGGCAUUACAAAUCAAUUUUAAUAUAUGUGAAUUAUUUUCCGUCUAGUUAAAGAUCUAAAUUUUUUUUUUUUUUUUUUUGUGUACAUAUAUCAAUCAAUAUUUUUGUUUAAUUAUUUAUAAAUUUUUAAAUCACAAUUUUUUUGCUUUUUUUAUAUUUUAUCUAAUAUAAUAAAAUGUGUACCUUACUGAAAACUGGUGGCGACAUAAAAAA